This is a messenger RNA of Zingiber officinale, 897 nucleotides long. RefSeq names its product NADPH-dependent aldehyde reductase 1, chloroplastic-like. Lineage: Eukaryota; Viridiplantae; Streptophyta; Magnoliopsida; Zingiberales; Zingiberaceae. The record is from RefSeq and is a predicted model, not a curated record. Gene Ontology annotation, molecular function: oxidoreductase activity. The transcript is spliced from 4 exons. Bases 10 to 897 code for a protein of 295 amino acids.
UUUUCCAGAAUGGCCUCCGGAGGUCAGACCUUCACCUUCCCCGCUCAGAAGCAAGACAAACAACCCGGAAAGGAGCAUAUCAUGGAUCCCCUUCCUCAGGCCACCAGCGACGACUACAAACCCGCUAACAAGCUUCAAGGGAAGGUGGCGCUGGUAACCGGAGGCGACUCCGGCAUCGGACGUGCGGUGUGCCACUGCUUCGUGCAGGAGGGCGCCACGGUGGCGUUCACGUACCUGAAGUCGGAGGAGGACAAGGACGCGAACGACACGCUGGAGUUGCUGCGGAAGAGCAAGAGGGACGGCGCCAAGGAUCCAAUCGCUGUGCCGGCCGACCUCGGCUACGAGGAAAACUGCCGAAAGGUGGUGGAGGAAGUGGUCAACGCCUACGGCCGCAUCGACAUCCUGGUCAACAACGCCGCGGAGCAGUACGAGCGCCCCUGCAUCACGGAGAUCACCGAGGAGCAGCUCGAUCGGAUGUUCCGCACCAACAUCAUAUCUUUCUUCCUCGUCACAAAGUUCGCGUUGAAACACAUGAAGGAAGGUAGCUGUAUCAUCAACACGACGUCAGUGAACGCGUACAAGGGACACAAGCAGCUGCUGGACUACACGGCGACGAAGGGCGCGAUCGUGGCGUUCACCCGCGCGCUGGCGCUGCACCUUGCGGAGAAGGGGAUUCGGGUGAACGGAGUGGCACCGGGUCCGAUAUGGACGCCGCUCAUACCCUCGUCCAUGAAGGAGGAGGAGGUGGCCAACUUCGGGAAGGGAGUGCCGAUGGGCCGAGCGGCGCAGCCGAUCGAGGUUGCGCCGUCGUAUGUCUUCCUCGCGUCGACGCCGGAUGCUGCCUACAUCACUGGACAAGUCAUCCACCCCAACGGAGGCGUCAUAGUCAACGGUUAA